This is a messenger RNA of Ochotona curzoniae (black-lipped pika), 1792 nucleotides long. RefSeq names its product spermatogenesis associated 18 (gene SPATA18). The record is from RefSeq and is a predicted model, not a curated record. The transcript has 13 exons. Gene Ontology annotation, cellular component: mitochondrial outer membrane. The coding region runs from base 1 to 1635 and encodes 544 amino acids. Gene Ontology annotation, biological process: mitochondrial protein catabolic process; mitophagy by internal vacuole formation. NCBI's taxonomy places the organism in Eukaryota, Metazoa, Chordata, Mammalia, Lagomorpha, Ochotonidae.
AUGGCGGAAAACCUGCGGAGGCUGGUCUCCAACGAAUCUUUACGGGUGUUGCAGGGAAAGUUGGAGUCCUGGAUGAAGGAAUACAACAACAACUCAUGUGAUCAGAAUCUAAACCUCUGCCUUGAGCUCAUAGAACAAGUGGCCAAAGUCCAGGGACAACUCUUUGGGAUACUUACUACAGCAGCCCAAGAAGGAGGACAUAAUGAGGGUGUGGAAACCAUCAAGUCCCGCCUUCUGCCUUGGCUGGAGGCUUCCUUCACUGCUGCUUCCAUGGGGAAACCUGUUGACAGCAAGGUGCCCUCUCUACAGGACACAUUCGAUAGGGAGAGGCAUAAAGACUCGGGUCCUCGGGAUCGAGAUUAUCAACUGGACUAUGAAUUAAACACAACCCGUGUUCAGAUUCAAGACGAUCGGACUGAAACAGAAAGGAAUCUGGAAGAAACCAAGAACAGAUCGGCCAUAUCCCUUUUGGCUGCAGAGGAGGAAAUAAAUCAGCUAAAAAAGCAGCUUAAAUCUCUUCAAGCCCAGGAGGAUGCUCGCCACAGGAGCUCAGAGCCCAGGCGCUCUGAACAGCGGAAAUCUGAACCACGGGCCUCCAGGCGGAGCCCAGAAGAGCAGGACACAGAUGUGAUUUCUGACUAUGAGAAACAGCUCCGAACCCUGAAGGACGAGAUAGCCGUGCUGUCUGCUGAGAAAGCCAAUCUCCAAGGAAGGUCGGACAGGAGCCGGUCUCCUAGCCCCAACGCUCGCAGCCGCAGCCAGAGCCAGAUCCAGAGCCGCAGCCAGAGCCGCAGCCAGAGCCGAAGCCAGAGCCGCAGCCAGAGUCGCAGCCGGUCUGCCAGUCCCUCUGCCGCAGUCGCCAAAAUCAGGAGCCCGUCGCCCAACCGGGCCAAGCUGUCCAGUGUGGCGCGCAAAGCAGCCCUCCUUUCUCGCUUCAGCGAUGCCUAUUCCCAGGCCCGCCUGGAUGCGCAAGGCUUGCUGCGGCGCUGCAUCGACAAAGCGGAUAUGGUGCAGCGAAUCAUCUACAUCGCCACCGUGGAGGCAUUCCAUGUAGCUAAAAUGGCUUUCAGACAUUUCAAGAUCCGUGUGCGGAAGUCACUGACCCCGUCCUACGCGGGGUCGAAUGACUUUGAGAAUAUUGUCUCAGACUACAUCAUUUGUCAUCUUGAUCUCUACGACUCCCAAAGCAGUGUGAACGAUGUGAUCCGAGCCAUGAAUGUCAACCCCAAGAUUUCAUUCCCUCCUGAGGUAGACUUCUGCCUCCUCAGCGACUUCAUCCAGGAGAUAUGCUGCAUCGCGUUUGCCAUGCAGUCUUUAGAACCACCUCUGGAUAUUGCAUUUGGGGCAGAUGGAGAGAUUUUUAAUGAUUGCAAGUACCGCCGCAGCUAUGACUCCGAUUUCACAGCUCCACUGGUUUUGUAUCAUGUGUGGCCUGCACUCAUGGAGAACGACUGUGUCAUCAUGAAGGGAGAAGCUGUCACCAGGAGAGGGGCUUUUUGGAAUUCCGUACGGUCUGUAACUCGGUGUCGAAGCAGGAGUUUGAGUCCAGUCUGUCCUCGCAGCCGUAUUGGUCUAAGCACGUUAUCUCGAAGUCGGAGCCCUUCUCCAAUACGAUGUACAUUGCCAAGGUUUUAAAGCCACCAGAUGUGCUCCUUUGGCACAGUCCACCAUCACAACCAACAUCUGCAGUCUCCAUCUACCCGCCUUAUCUGCCUCCGUCCUCACUUACCUUAAUGUGAAAAGGCAAUUCUGUGUACCACUCCACAGAGACAGUUAAAUGCUUUGGCUUAGC